GUGUUCAGUUUGAAGGCUGUCCCAAAAACACUCUGGUGCAGCCUCUCUCCUACACUUUUCUCUUUAUGAGUCCUUCAGGAUGCAUUUUUUAACCUGGAUUUUGCUGGGGAUCUUCCUCCUGGUUCUAGGCCCCACAGUGCAGGGAGCUCCAGGUCAGUGCCCAAGCCUGUGCCACUGCCAUGGAGACCUGCAGCAUGUCAUCUGUGACAAUGUGGGGCUGAAGAAGAUCCCCCGAGUGUCAGAGGCCACCCAGCUGGUGAACCUGCAGAGGAACAACCUGGGCACCAUCCCAACUGGGUCCUUCAGUGAAAGCAAGGGACUCAUCUCUUUGCACAUGCAGCAUAGCCAGAUCCGAGAGAUUGAAUCCCAGGCCUUCAAGGGGCUGAAGAAGCUGGCUUACCUCUACCUGUCCAACAACAAGAUCAGCAGCAUCAAGCCCGGUGCUUUUGAGGAUCUCACCGAACUCACCUACCUCUACCUAGAUGGAAACCAGAUCAGCCAGCUGGCUAAAGGGAUCUUCUCACCAAUGAUCAACCUCUUUGUCUUGCAGCUCAAUGACAACAAGCUGCGGGAGCUGCAGCUGGGGACCUUCACUGGCGCUAAGGACUUACGCUGGCUGCAUAUGAGUGGGAACGAGCUGACCGCACUACAGCCGGGUUCUCUGAACGAAGUGGAGAACCUUGCUUUGCUUCACCUGGACAGGAACAGGCUGUCCACCUAUCCCAGUGCAGCCAUGAGCAAACUGCGAGUGGUAGAGGAGCUCACGCUGGGGUGGAACCCCAUGAAGAUCAUCCCAGAUAAUGCCUUCCAGAGCUUUGGGCGCUACAUGGAGAAGCUCCACCUGGACAACAUGGGCUUAGAAAAGCUCUCUGAAGGGGCGUUUAAUGGUGUGACGGCCAUUAAGCUGCUUUACCUGGACAACAACAACCUGACGUCUCUUCCCAAAGGGCUGCGGUUUACCACCAUCACCAACAUCACCUUGUCCAACAACCCCUGGAACUGCUCCUGUCAGUUAGCUUCACUACGCAGGUGGAUGGACUCCAGACAAAAUGCAACGGAUGCAAUCUGUGCGUCUCCGUCUUCACAGAAAGGCAAACAAAUCAGAGAAAGCACGGCCUUAAGGCGCUGUAAGAUCAAGGCAAAACAAAGACCAAAGAAGGGCCCUCUUCACUGAAGUCACUGCUGUACAGGGUCCAGCACACCGAGUCCAGGCGACGGGGCCUCUGGAUGUUUGACUUGGCUGCUGGUUUUCUGACUGGUUUCUCCUCACUCUGCAGGAGAUGCAGACAAGGAGUCUGACCAGGUGAUCGGCAACAGAGAAAGCAACGCUCACUGACUCGUCUGAGGCUCUUUACACGUGUCACACGCUAUUACUGAGGAAAACGUUUAUUAUUCUCAACCAUCUGGUUUCAUUCUGUCCUAUAGAAAAUGCAGAAACAAUACACAAAACAACAAAGAAGAGAUAUUUAGUUUAUCUCUUGGUGCUUCAUUAUCACAUCUAUUUAAAGUUACUCAGACGAGUUUGCUCCAGCUAAAGCAAACUUUUACCUUCAUGUACCCUUAUUUCUACCUUCAGGACAUAACAGGACAUUUUAAAAUGACACAAAACAAGUAGUUUGUCAUUCUGUUGUGCUUUCUUGUAUACUCCUAAAACCAUACAUGGUAUAUUGUUUGUCUUGGAAUGUAAAAGAGGAAGUAUAAUAUGGUGGAAGGUGGAUAGUUGUAUUCAAAAUUUAAUGCAAGUGGGACGAUGUUUUGGUUAUCUAAUGAAUGUUCAAAUUCUUUAUAUUUCUGAGACAUUUGGAAGUGAUUCUUGUCCAAUAAACUUGUGGAUCUGA
Messenger RNA from Nothobranchius furzeri (turquoise killifish), 1838 nucleotides. RefSeq names its product chondroadherin (gene chad). The record is from RefSeq and is a predicted model, not a curated record. Lineage: Eukaryota; Metazoa; Chordata; Actinopteri; Cyprinodontiformes; Nothobranchiidae. Gene Ontology annotation, molecular function: protein binding.